This is a messenger RNA of Mesocricetus auratus (golden hamster), 2747 nucleotides long. RefSeq names its product metal regulatory transcription factor 1 (gene Mtf1). Gene Ontology annotation, biological process: positive regulation of transcription by RNA polymerase II; central nervous system development. Gene Ontology annotation, cellular component: nucleus. NCBI's taxonomy places the organism in Eukaryota, Metazoa, Chordata, Mammalia, Rodentia, Cricetidae. The record is from RefSeq and is a predicted model, not a curated record. The transcript is spliced from 11 exons. Bases 188 to 2218 code for a protein of 676 amino acids. Gene Ontology annotation, molecular function: RNA polymerase II cis-regulatory region sequence-specific DNA binding; DNA-binding transcription activator activity, RNA polymerase II-specific.
GGGCGCAUGGACCCGCCGGCCUCUCCUUCCUCCGGAAAGCGGAAGCGGAAGUGACGCGAGGGACAGGUGGGGGCAAUCAUGGUGCCGCUGGGGAGGGGAGAAGCUGCCGCUGCCGCCGUUGCCGGGAGCCGCGGAGAAAGGCCAUUACCUUUCCAUUUCUCACAAUUGGGCUGAGCACAACUGAACCAUGGGGGAACACAGUCCAGACGACAAUAUCAUCUUCUUUAAGGGAGAGGAAGAUGACCUAACCCCGGAUGACAAGAUGCUCAGGUUUGUGGAUGACAACGGACUGGUGCCUUCCUCAUCUGGAACUGUUUAUGAUAGGACCACUGUUCUUAUAGAGCAGGACCCUGGCACUUUGGAGGAUGAAGAUGACGAUGGACAGUGUGGAGAACACUUGCCUUUUCUAGUGGAAGGUGAAGAGGGCUUCCUAAUAGAUCAGGAAGCAAUGUCCCAGGGUUAUGUACAACACAUUAUCUCACCCGAUCAGAUUCAUUUGACUAUAAACCCCGGUUCCACACCCAUGCCAAGAAACAUCGAAGGUGCAACCCUUACUCUGCAGUCGGAAUGUCCAGAAACGAAACGGAAAGAAGUCAAGCGGUACCAGUGCACCUUUGAGGGAUGCCCCCGCACCUACAGUACAGCAGGCAACCUACGCACCCACCAGAAGACUCACCGAGGAGAGUACACCUUCGUCUGUAAUCAGGAGGGCUGUGGCAAGGCCUUCCUCACCUCCUACAGCCUCAGGAUCCAUGUGCGAGUGCACACAAAGGAGAAGCCAUUUGAGUGUGAUGUGCAGGGCUGUGAGAAGGCAUUCAACACACUGUACAGGUUGAAAGCACAUCAGAGGCUUCACACAGGGAAAACGUUUAACUGUGAAUCUCAAGGCUGCAGCAAGUACUUCACCACACUCAGUGAUCUGCGGAAGCACAUUCGAACCCAUACAGGAGAAAAGCCAUUUCGAUGUGAUCAUGAUGGCUGUGGAAAAGCAUUUGCAGCAAGCCACCACCUUAAAACUCACGUCCGUACGCACACUGGCGAAAGACCCUUCUUCUGCCCCAGUAAUGGCUGUGAGAAGACAUUUAGCACUCAGUACAGUCUCAAAAGUCACAUGAAAGGUCACGAUAACAAAGGAACCGCAUACAGUGCACUUCCACAGCACAACGGGUCAGAGGAUACAAAUCACUCGCUUUAUUUGAGUGAGUUGGGCCUUCUGUCCACGGAUUCCGAAUUGCAAGAAAAUUCCAGUACUACCCAGGACCAGGACCUCAGCACAAUUUCACCAGCAAUCAUCUUUGAAUCAAUGUUCCAGAGUUCAGAUGACUCUGCAAUUCAGGAUGACCCUCUGCAGACAGCUGCCUUGAUUGAAAGUUUUAAUGGUGACGCAGAGUCUGUCAAUGAUGUUCCACCACCUGCAGGAAAUUCAGCAUCUUUAUCCCUUCCACUUGUACUGCAGCCUGGCAUCUCUGAGCCACCCCAGCCUUUGCUACCAGCCUCAGCUCCGUCCGCUCCUCCACCUGCUCCCGCCCUAGGACCUGGUUCCCAGCCAGCUGCAUUUGGCGGCCCCCCUGCUCUCUUACAACCUCCAGAAGUGCCUGUUCCCCACAGCACACAGUUUGCUGCUAAUCAUCAAGAGUUUCUUCCGCACCCCCAGGUGCCACCCCAGUCCAUCGUACCAGGACUUUCUGUUGUUGCUGGGGCUCCUGCAUCAGCAGCAACAGCAGUGGCAUCAGCCGUGGCAGCACCAGCCCCACCACAAAGUACUACUGAGCCCCUGCCUGCUAUGGUCCAGACUCUGCCCCUGGGUGCCAACUCUGUCCUAACUAGUAAUCCCACCAUAACCAUCACCCCAACUCCCAACACGGCAAUCCUGCAGUCCAGCCUGGUCAUGGGAGAGCAGAACUUACAGUGGAUACUGAACGGUGCCACCGGUUCGCCACAGAACCAAGAACAGAUUCAGCAAGCAUCGAAAGUCGAGCAGGUGUAUUUUACCACUGCAGUACCAGUAGCCAGUAGCACAGGGAGCUCUGUCCAGCAGAUUGGCCUCAGUGUUCCUGUGAUCAUCAUCAAACAAGAGGAGGCCUGUCAGUGUCAGUGUGCGUGCCGGGACUCUGCGAAGGAGCGGGCAGCCAGCCGGAAAAAGGGCUGUUCUUCCCCACCCCCUCCAGAGCUGAACCCCCAGCCUCCUGAUGGGCCCAACCUGCAGUUGCCACCCUAGACUUCUCCCUCACCCCGCCCCCUCCUCCUCCACUGGACCCUCUUCCUGUGAGCAAAGCAGACAGGCUGAGGCUCCUCAGACCCUCUGAAAUGUUAAGUGCCAUGGAUGUGUCAGAGUUCCUGUCCCUCCAGAGCCUGAACACCCCAUCCAAUCCGGUUCACGUGAAGCACUACUGCAGGGUAGAGGAGAUGGGCCUGGCCAGCAGCUUCUUGAGGGAAGGGCCUGUGUGCAUGCCCCACAGGAACAGGGUGAGCAGGAAGUGUCGGGUGAUGCUGCCAUCAUGGGGUGAGAAAUUGGAAGGAUGAAGAGAUCUGCCAUCUGAAAGCCUCACCUUUCAGACAUAUUUUCUUUACUCAUAUCCCAGGAACAUCCAUUUUAAGGAACUGAUCUUUGGAGGAAAAAAAAAGAAAAAGAAAAAAAAAGCUAAGUUAUAAGUGAACUGUCUGGCUGCACUGUAUGUCACUUUUGCUUAUUGUUAUGUGAACUUGGAAAUUAAGGUUACUGGUAUGCAUAAAAGUUCUAAAUGAAA